Molecule: messenger RNA, 854 nt
Organism: Ctenocephalides felis (cat flea)
Lineage: Eukaryota; Metazoa; Arthropoda; Insecta; Siphonaptera; Pulicidae
Exons: 2
Source: RefSeq, a predicted model, not a curated record
UGGACGCGCUGGGAAUUGAACUUUUCAAAGGAAAUAGAUUACAAAUGCAAAUUCUGUGUGACAGCGGCAAGUGCACCUCGUUAUCUGAAAACUUACCCUUAAUUCAAUUGAGGGAUGUAAUGAAAUUUUUGCCGCAGUUAAAAUACAUGUUAGCCGCAAACGAGACAACGAGCCCCGCGAGCAAGCGCGCUCGCAUCAGCUAGGAGGACGAAUUGAGGCAUUGUGUGGGACCGUGCAAUACGGGCUCGAUCUCCGCGAUGCCUCCGCAGCACUCCGACGUGUCAGCUUCCACGAUCGGUUCUCAACAGUUUCCAAAUCACCACAUCUCCAUGUCAAUCUCAAACGAGAAAUAUAUAUCAAUGAUUACUAAUGAAUUCAACAAAAAUCAGAUGCUAGCCAGAGACGUUAAAUCCGUUGCCGAAGCAACCAGCUCUUUCUACAGCCCUGAAAAAAGUUAUGAGGCUCUGGCCAGCGGCGCAAGCAUAUUAUCGGACUUAAUUGAGAACCGAAUAAAUCUUCCUGGAGAUGCUUCAUCCUAUUUGCCAAACGUUGGAACUGCUGAUAUAACAGAUACAUUGCAAACUCGAAAUUCUCGGAGUGCUAGUAUAUUUUCAAGAGCCAUGUCUUACGCGUCCUGUAGAUAUCAAGAGAACCAAGACUAUAAUUCGCCGAUCACAUCAUACAAUUCUUCGAAUUUAUAUGAUGCUAGAACUGACAAAGGAGCGUACAAUAAUCAUUAUACUGUUACUUCAUCACAUAUGCUAUCACCACCAGGAUAUCCAUCAUUGGACCCAUCAACAUUAGGUCGAAGUGUGAUGGGUUACAGUGGGCAAGGACUACAUGAAUGGCUCAAC